Molecule: messenger RNA, 744 nt
Organism: Verticillium nonalfalfae
Lineage: Eukaryota; Fungi; Ascomycota; Sordariomycetes; Glomerellales; Plectosphaerellaceae
Exons: 3
Coding region: 1-744 (247 amino acids)
Biological process (GO): Golgi vesicle transport
Cellular component (GO): membrane
Source: RefSeq, a predicted model, not a curated record
AUGGCCUCCCCAAACGACGAGGACCCCUUCCUCCAGGUCCAGCAGGACGUCCUCGCACAGCUCGACCACACGCGCCCUCUCUUCAAGUCCUACCUCCGCAUCCGCUCCCUCUCGACGACCGCCUCCUCCCCCGAGCUCGCCGCCGCCCGCACAGACCUCGAGUCCGCCCUCGCCUCGCUCGCCGAAGACCUCGCCGACCUCGUCGACUCCGUCUCCGCCAUCGAGGAUGACCCCUCCCAAUUCGGCCUCGCCGCGACCGAGGUGACCCGUCGCAAGCGCCUCGUGCAAGACGUCGGCGCCGAGGUGGCCUCGAUGCGCAGCGAGCUCGCCAAGACACUCGCCGCGGGCGCCUCCCCUGGCGGCGGCGGCGACCUCCCCGACCCCAACGCCUUCAACCUCGGCGACGACGACGACGACGCCUACGCCGAGUUCGAGCAGCAGCAGCAGCAGGAGAUGAUGCGCGAGCAGGACACGCACCUCGACGGCGUCUUCCAGACGGUCGGCAACCUGCGCCGCCAGGCCGACGACAUGGGCCGCGAGCUCGAGGAGCAGCGCGAGAUGCUCGAGGUCGUCGACACGGUCGCCGACCGCGUCGGCGGCCGCCUGCAGACGGGCGUCGCCAAGCUGCAGUACGUCGUGCGCAGGAACGAGGACCGUCUGAGCAGCUGCUGCAUCGGGGUGCUCAUCCUCGUGCUGUGCAUCUUGCUCGUGCUGCUGCUGAUCUUACGCCGUCUACCCAACUAA